AAUAAUUAUUCAACGCCAUAGUCUUCUUCUUCAGUCUCCAUCUCUCCCUCGAACACCCUUCUCAUAUCGUCGAUUAAUUCCUCUCAGUAUCAUGUUGACGGAAACACCAUUUAGGCCAAGAGAGAAGCUUCUGGAGAAGCAGAGGUUGUUCCAGAGCAUCCAUAGGCACACUUACCUCAAAGGACCCAUGGACAAGAUCACCUCCGUUGCCAUUCCUCUUGCCUUGGCUGCCUCUUCCCUCUACAUGAUUGGAACAGGAAUCUACAACAUGUCCAAUGGAAUCGGGAAGAAGGAAUAAGCACAGUUUCUCCUCCUUUCUUUCUUUCUUUCUUUUUAUCCGUUUUUUUUUAACUCUUUGGGAGGUUUCUCUAUGUAUAUCCAGUGGCUGCCGUAUGCGGUUGCACUGGUCUUCUUAUUCUUCUUCUCGUUGCAGUGUAUUGCGUUUUUUUUGCCAAAUAAUUGCUUAGUUGCAGACAAUGUGAAAAGCUGAAAGAUGUUUGAUGUUAUAAAGUCCCAAUGGUUUGUACGUUUUUAUCUGC
Molecule: messenger RNA, 539 nt
Organism: Brassica oleracea var. oleracea
Lineage: Eukaryota; Viridiplantae; Streptophyta; Magnoliopsida; Brassicales; Brassicaceae
Exons: 3
Coding region: 92-298 (68 amino acids)
Source: RefSeq, a predicted model, not a curated record